Messenger RNA from Momordica charantia (bitter melon), 696 nucleotides. Its product is annotated as norbelladine synthase. Gene Ontology annotation, molecular function: protein phosphatase inhibitor activity; abscisic acid binding; signaling receptor activity. Gene Ontology annotation, biological process: abscisic acid-activated signaling pathway; defense response. Gene Ontology annotation, cellular component: cytoplasm; nucleus. Lineage: Eukaryota; Viridiplantae; Streptophyta; Magnoliopsida; Cucurbitales; Cucurbitaceae. The record is from RefSeq and is a predicted model, not a curated record.
CCAUCUCUGCAAGAAAAAAGAACAGAAAAAAUGGUGAGCGAAAUCAGUGAUGAAACUGAGAUUCAGGCGCCGGCGGCCAGAGUGUGGGAGGAGAUCUACGGCGGCCUCCGGUUAGGAAAAUUCCUUCCACUUCACCUCCCAAACCUCAUUGAAAAAGUCGAGGUCCUUGAAGGCGAUGGAGGAGAAGGAACUCUUCUCCAUAUCACCUUUGCACCCGGUUUAGGAGGUCCUGCAAGUUACAAAGAGAAGUUCGUGAAGAUAGAUAAUGAGAAGCGUAUCAAAAUAGCAGAGAUGGUGGAAGGAGGCUACCUGGAUUUCGGCUUUACUGUUUACAGGUUUCGUAUCGAGAUUAUUGAGAAGGACGAACACAGUUGCAUCGUCAAGUCUACGGUCGAAUACGAGUUAAAGGAAGAAGCUGCUCAAAAUAUUUCACUUGCUACUGUACAACCUUUAGUGGCCAUUGCUCAAGCUGCCAACAACUAUUUCCUCAACACCCAACAGCCCAAAGAUGCAUGAUUCAUUCACAUAUGAUAAUCAGCUCUUGACUUUUCAUGUUUACUUUGAGAAAGAAGGGGCUACAAGUGAUUGAGUGAUUACAAUUUUUUAUCUCAGUUUUGUUGCCGUCUUCAAUUUUAAAUGAAUAAACAAAUUAAUGUAAAUCCAAAUGCAUAUAAACAAAUCCAACAUAAGAAUUAA